UUUCUGACGGACAUGAACGCGUUUUUUGACCGUGUGCACAACUUCAUCCUCCCGUUGGUGCGAGGGGAGGACGGUGUCUGCGCCUGCACCUGCGGAAGGCAUCAAGUAUAUCAUGUCGUUACAUAUAAUGGGGCCCAGUCCGUGGUGGAUUCCAUAGAAAACCACGUUUUAAGUGACAUCAUGACCUGGCAGGAGAUGAACGUGAUAGGGGGACUGCUCUUGGGUCUCUGCAUCAGCUUCCUCUUGCAGUGGCUGGAAAGGAUUUGGCACUCACGGCUCAAAUAUAGGAGAGAAAACCAUAUGAAUGGUUUGGGUUUCUGGUCAUGGAUGCCCAAAUUCAGUAACACAACGGAGUCGGUGAGGAAGUUACAUCCAAAACUCAGGAAGGACUCAGGAAACAUGCUGCACAUCAAUCAAGAUCUUUGCCAUAAUGUAAUGACACUUGAAGAUAUAAAUUAG
This is a messenger RNA of Anoplopoma fimbria (sablefish), 459 nucleotides long. RefSeq names its product transmembrane protein 240-like. The record is from RefSeq and is a predicted model, not a curated record. Lineage: Eukaryota; Metazoa; Chordata; Actinopteri; Perciformes; Anoplopomatidae. The coding region runs from base 13 to 459 and encodes 148 amino acids. The transcript is spliced from 3 exons.